Molecule: messenger RNA, 516 nt
Organism: Ascochyta rabiei
Lineage: Eukaryota; Fungi; Ascomycota; Dothideomycetes; Pleosporales; Didymellaceae
Exons: 2
Coding region: 1-516 (171 amino acids)
Source: RefSeq, a predicted model, not a curated record
AUGCGCUUCAUCACCCACCUCUUCGCCCUAGCCAGCCUCGCCUCUGCUCAAAUCAUCGGCACAAACGGCAUCGGCACCACCCCUUCCCAGCGCUCCGUCGUAUCUGCCGACCAAGCCUACAAGAUCAUCCAAGCCGCCGUAGCAAACGCCACCGCUAUUGGGAUCCCGCAAAACGUGGCUGUAGUCGACCCUUCCGGCCUUCUGGUUGCGUUCUUCCGCAUGGACAACGCAUACAUCGGCUCCAUUGACAUCAGCCAGAAGAAGGCAAGGACCGCGGUGCUGUUCAAUGGCCUGACAAGCGCGGCCUUGUACGAUCCGAGUCAGCCUGGCGCGGCGUUGUAUGCUAUCGAGCAGACGAAUGGAGGGCUGGUUGUGUUUGGAGGAGGGUUGCCGAUCUACUACCAGGGAAAAUUGAUUGGUGGCGUUGGUGUCAGUGGAGGGACUGUGCCGCAGGACGUCGAGGUUGCAACGGCUGGGUUGGCGGGUAUUGGGGCGAGUGCUGCUGCGCCGAUGUAA